Messenger RNA from Drosophila kikkawai, 1061 nucleotides. Its product is annotated as trehalose-phosphate phosphatase. Gene Ontology annotation, biological process: trehalose biosynthetic process. NCBI's taxonomy places the organism in Eukaryota, Metazoa, Arthropoda, Insecta, Diptera, Drosophilidae. The record is from RefSeq and is a predicted model, not a curated record. Gene Ontology annotation, molecular function: trehalose-phosphatase activity.
AAACUGCAGCCACUGGAGGAGCAUCAAGUCAGAUCCAUCAGGGAUAGGUUUCGAGACAGCCACUCCUAGAGAGAAAACACUUCACCCAGCGCCACUGUAUAAAGUGAAAACAAUUGUAUUUAUUUGAAUUUGCCUUUUGAGCGGAACAAGGUGUAACCAAGAAUUAGAGAAAAUGCCGGAAAAGCGAGUGGCACCUGUUAUUAACAACCUGGAGGACUUUGAGCAGAAUCUGCCGGGUUACCUCAACACCAGCAACAAGGUAGCUGUACUCCUGGAUUACGAUGGAACCCUGGCCCCCAUUGCUGAUAAUCCCGCCAAGACCAAAAUGCCCGUGGAACUGGAAGCCAUUCUCCGUAAAAUAGCCAAGCAUCCUGAAGUUUUCCUAGCUGUGAUCUCGGGUCGUGGCUUGAAAGAUGUUCAAAAACAGGUGAACAUCGACGGAAUUACCUAUGCAGGCAAUCAUGGCCUGGAAAUUGAGUAUCCCGAUGGCUCCAGGCACGACUACGAACUACCCACAGAGAUCCAAAAGAAUUACACGAAUAUGGUUAGGGAGCUCAAGGAAAAGGUGGAGAAGAAUGGAGCUUGGGUGGAGGAUAAGCGGGUCUCCCUUACCUAUCACUACAGGGAUACCCCUGUUGAGCUCAAGGAUGAACAAAAGCAGUUGGCAGCGGAGAUAUGCCAAAAGUAUGGAUUCAGAGCAAAUCAGGCCCAUGAAGCUAUAGAGGCUAAGCCCCCGGUAAACUGGAACAAGGGAGAGGCAGCUUUGUAUAUUCUAAAGCAGAAAUUCGGUGAGAAUUGGGCACAGGAAGUUAGUGUGGUAUUUGCCGGAGAUGACACCACCGAUGAAGAUGCCAUGAGAGUUCUCAGAGGCUUGGGCCGCUCUUUUAGAAUUGCUGCAGACGAUCAGAUCCAGACUUUUGCUGAUUUCCGAUUGCCCAAACAGGCACUGAUGACCGAUCUACUCAAAUGGAUAGCUGGGGUUUAUGUUUCCUAGAAUUUAUGAAUUUUUUAUAAACAGUUUAAACUUUAUUUUAACUAAAAAUACUAGAAUUUGAAGUGUU